Messenger RNA from Entrophospora candida, 265 nucleotides. The record is from the annotation of a GenBank genome assembly. NCBI's taxonomy places the organism in Eukaryota, Fungi, Glomeromycota, Glomeromycetes, Entrophosporales, Entrophosporaceae.
UGAUUCAGAAGCUGCUGAUAUUCAAAAUGUGGAAAAUAUUCCACCCUCACAUGAAAGUGUCUUUUUAAAUCCAUUAAAACAUUUAAAAAAACAGGAAAAAUUUAGAGAUUUGAUUCAUUCACUUGAAGAAAAUAAUAAAAAAUCUAAAGAUAUAUUUGAAGAGAGAAUUUCAGAAUUAGAAAAAUUUGUAAAUCCAAUCCUUGUAGGUAAAGAGUGGUUAAAUAUUAGUGAACAGCCAAAUGGACUAUUGGAAGCAUUUUCAAUG